Molecule: messenger RNA, 1618 nt
Organism: Cylas formicarius (sweet potato weevil)
Lineage: Eukaryota; Metazoa; Arthropoda; Insecta; Coleoptera; Brentidae
Product: orexin/Hypocretin receptor type 1-like
Exons: 8
Coding region: 206-1588 (460 amino acids)
Biological process (GO): G protein-coupled receptor signaling pathway; feeding behavior
Cellular component (GO): membrane
Molecular function (GO): orexin receptor activity
Source: RefSeq, a predicted model, not a curated record
GGCUAAUUUUGUGCGCUGGUUUUAUUUAGUCGACCGGGUGAAACGCCUCUUCGCACUUUCUCACUUGACGACAGGUUGCAUCAGAACAUCGCAAAACCCGAAUGCUGUUGAUUUUAUGUGGUACAGGAUGUUGUGUCGAAAAUAUUGGUGUCCAGACGCGACCUGAAAUGACGCCGCCACUCAACUGCGACUCUAUUUCCGAGUUAUGAAUUGGAUGGAUACCAUAACACUUUUAUCUUUUUGUUUAUUGAGUUUGGAGGGCGUCAGCUCACAAAAUGCGUCUACGUUCGAAGCAGCGUCGUGUUCUUGUUCAACCGAAAAACCAUACCGUAUAGAACAAACAAAUAGUGAUGCCCUCAGCGCAAUAAGCCGAAACACAAAGCACAAACGGCAGGUGACCGAAGAAAGUUACGACUAUGACGACAAAGAGAUGGGAAAUUUUUCCAGGAAUGAUUCGGACUCUUUCGAUCCGAUGACGAUCGAAGAUAUUAAAGAGUACAUUUUUCCGAAAAGCUGGACGUGGGUACUAAUACUGUUGCACAGCGUAGUUUUUGCCAUCGGGUUGUUGGGUAACGUAUUGGUGUGCGUCGCCGUCUACAGAAACCACAGUAUGAGGACGGUGACCAACUAUUUUAUAGUAAAUUUGGCGGUGGCUGACGCUUUGGUAAUAUUGUUCUGUUUGCCGUUUUCGGUAGUGUGGGAUGUGACUAGUACUUGGUGGUUCGGCACGGCUAUGUGCAAGUUCGUCUUGUAUGUCCAGAACGUUUCGGUCACUGUGUCAAUCCUAACGCUGGCAUUCAUUUCUGUGGAUCGCUGGUACGCAAUCUGCUUCCCAUUGAAAUUUAAAUCGACGACCGGAAGGGCCAAAACUGCGAUAUGUGUUAUUUGGAUCAUCGCCCUUGUCACCGAAAUCCCCGAGCCCAUAUAUCUGACUGCUAUACCCUACAGCAACUCGUAUAUUUACUUCACCCAGUGCACAGUGACAUGGUCUAAUGAAACAGACACGGCCUUCAUGAUAGUCAAAAUGAUCUUCUUCUACGUGUUGCCGCUAUCGCUUAUGUCUUUAGCGUACAUGCAGAUCAUCAGGGUGCUAUGGAGAUCGGGUAACGCACCUCACCAAGCUAUGAAUAGUCACACGGGAUCUGUCAGAUCCGGCCAGGGAGGGGGAAAUAUGUUUGCCAUGAACAUGAAUACCAGCACCGAAGGGCAACUGCGAUCACGAAGGAAGGCGGCAAAAAUGUUGGUGGCGGUGGUGGUGAUGUUCGCGUUUUGUUUUCUUCCCGUCCACUUACUUUCUGUCCUCAGGUUGACCAUAAAAUUGAGCAACAGCGAUAUGAAUCGAGCGUUCUCCCUGCUAUCACACUGGCUUUGUUACGCCAACAGUGCCAUAAAUCCAAUUAUCUAUAACUUUAUGAGCGGAAAAUUCCGGCAAGAGUUUAAAUCGGCUUUUUUUAAAUGCGGCCAAAUUGACCGCUCAGAACUGAACUUCACCAGGACUAGCACCUACAUCUAUCGGUACACUACCACGACGCACCGUCACAGCAAUCGAUCUAAAACCGAAACGAUACCGCUCAGUACUAUUAAGUAAAACAAGUAUAUAAAUAAAAUUUGUGUAACA